AUGUUGGAGGUGUCUAGAUCUUGUAUUUGCCCCAGAAAUUCUGCGGAUGAGUCGGAUGAGGCUUUGUUUGUAGGGCUUAGCAGGGAUCUCAGAGUUGCAACUCUUGAGAAGCUUCUCAGCUGUGCUCGCCUGCAAAGCCCAACAUGGCCUACAAUCCAUGUGGACGAAUGCAGGCACCAGGGAACUGUUCCAUAUCCUCUUCCUUACCCAGCAGCUUUGGCAGAUGCUCAUAUGAGCGAUACACAUACCAGCUGGCUACCGAUGAUGCUUUCCUUUGAGGUGAAAAGAAUUGAAACGUGA
This is a messenger RNA of Durusdinium trenchii, 300 nucleotides long. NCBI's taxonomy places the organism in Eukaryota, Dinophyceae, Suessiales, Symbiodiniaceae. The record is from the annotation of a GenBank genome assembly.